Molecule: messenger RNA, 1658 nt
Organism: Carassius gibelio (silver crucian carp)
Lineage: Eukaryota; Metazoa; Chordata; Actinopteri; Cypriniformes; Cyprinidae
Exons: 11
Coding region: 345-1295 (316 amino acids)
Source: RefSeq, a predicted model, not a curated record
CUGUAGUUAGAGUUUUGCACAUGUAGCUCCAGAUGUGCUCACUGUCAUUUAGCAAUCGAAAAAAAAACUGUAAUGUGCACCCGUAUCUUAUAUUUGUAUUUUUGAACAUCCAGUAGUAUGCAUGUAAAUGUACGUAAUUUAUAGGUGUAUACGCACUUGGUUUAUGCAUGUAUUCAUAAGCGAAGUUUGAUUUAAAUCCUACGCGGCGCCAUAACCAACUGUACCGUGUGAUCCCGUCGACCAACAGAGCAAGAGCAACAAAGUGAAAGGACUUUUACUCAGCGAGACAGCGAGCAGAAGGAUCGAACCAUUUUCUUGAAAUUGUACAGACGUCUUUUAGUAAUAUGUGGCACAUCUUCCCAAAAGAUCUGUAUCGUGGAUGCUGUUGGAUAUUUGCCAAAGUGACGCAUUUUCUCGAAAUUGUACAGACAUUUUUUCAUUAUAUGUGGCACAACUUCCCAAAAGAUCUGUAUCGUGGAUGCUGUCGGAUAUUUGCCAAAGUGACGAACCAUUUUCUUGAAACUGUACAGACGUCUUUUAGCAAUAUGUGGCAAUUCUUCAAAAGAAAUCUGUAUCGAGGAUGCUGUUGGAUAUUUGCCAAAGUAAAGGAAAAAGAAGAGAGAAAAAUGUACCCGUACCAGGUCCAGAAAUUUGAGCCAUUCCUACCCAAUCAAGGAAAAUACUAUGUAAUUGAGAUGGGCAAGUCAGGCGAUUUGCGAAAGCAGAUUUUAGGUCAUCUCCAAAAGAAAAGAGCUUAUUUGGAGGAGGUGCACAGUGUGGACGAUUGUAAUGUGAUUCUGGUUUUCUGCCCCAUUGUUUCACGGGCAGGAACUGACAUUGAUGCUGCACUGAAUGAACUCAAUACAUGUUCAGAAACAGCAUCCAAACCAGCUAUUUUGAUGGUGUUCCAUCACUCAUUCGACUGUUAUAAAACUGUACCAGACAGCAGCAGAUCUAUAAACAGGAGAAAUACACUCACAGUGGACUGUCUUUUCAAUGAAGAUGAAGGAUUGUUGGCAUGUGAAAGGAAUGAUGAGGCACUGGCAAAAAUUGUUCAGUGUUUCAAAAAUCAGCAUUUUCUUGAAAUUGUACAGACGUCUUUUAUAUGGAACAUCUUCCCAAAAAAUCUGCAACAUGGAUGCUGUUCGUUAUUUGCCAAAGUGAUGACAAUAUGGCCAGGAAAAGAUAGAGGAACGUAUAAAUCAAGUACAUACACUGAAAGAAGCAGACUGAUAUAUGCAGAUGAAGAAAGUAAGAAUGAAAACCUAAAGCAUGAUGUUGAAAAAAAUGAAUGAUCCAAUAAAAUAAACCAAUCUUCAAAGAAGUAAAAUGAUGCUGGGAGAUUGCAUCUUUUUAGUAUGAUGAGUGUCAUUGCAACUUUAAACUAUAAUAAGCUCUAGAAUGUGUUAAGUUCUAAUUAGAUACAUGCAAAUAGAUGAUUGUUGUGCUUCAUAGCCUGCAUGAACAUUAAUAUUGAGACUUUAGAUUGAGAAGUUCAGCAUGACGAUAGAAUUACAGCUGCAUUAUUUUGAUUGUGGGCUACUGUUCCAUUGUGUUGGGACAUCAAUCUAUGAUACUGAUCCUUGUAACAUCACUCGCUGACAUGGAUAUGUUAAUAAAGAAAUUAAGUGACUCUUGACUGUGAAUUUGUAGCAAUA